CCCGACUAUCAUGUCUGGCAAAGACCUGGGCCCCCCAAAUCUUCGGUUCAUGAAAUGCGAAAAAUGGUGGAGGAAACACCAGCCAUUUCUUGACAAUUCUGGUUACCGACUUCGUCGCAAGUUUGAUCCCAGCUGGAAGCCACCAUGGAAGACCAACUAUGAAAUGUUCCAGAGCGAGGAGAGGGCGCUUCAUUCUUCACCUUAUAUUAUGGACGCAACGCGAAUCCGAGACGGGAGGCAGGUGAUGCUUAAAAGAGUCUCCAAGUCUCGAUUUCCAUUAGAAGUCGAAUUAUCUGUCUUUAUUUCUUCACCUCCGCUUUCAGAGGAUCCGAAUAAUCACUGUGUACCGAUCUAUGAUGUAUUACAGUCCCCAUAUGACCCGGACUUCGAGAUCCUUGUCAUGCCUCGGCUGCGCCAGUUUUAUUCACCCAGUUUCGACAAGUUCUGGAUGUAUGUCACUUCUGCGCUGAGACAAAUUGAUAGGGAUGUGACCAUUUUGAACAUCAUGCUCGAUGCCAGCGAACUCCAUCCGAAGGGGUUUCAUCCCGUCAAGCCUCGAAGGAAUGCAACUUUCACCGGAUCGGCAAAACACAUUACUCGCACAGAGUAUUGGCCACGUUAUUUUAUAAUCGAUUUUGGAAUGUCCCGUCGUUGUGUACCUCCAGAGAUACCCUACGAGCCUGUCUCGAACUGCGGCAACCGUUAUGUUCCGGAAUACAUUGGUUCGAAAGAGGGUGACCGUUGCAAUCCAUUUCCCACCGAUAUAUUUUGCUUAGGAAGCAUGUUGGAGCAAGACUUCCUUCACAAACACCCCCCACUACAAUUCCUUGUCCCUCUUGUCGAUGAUAUGAUUCAAAAAGAACCAUCUUUACGACCGACUAUAAGUGAGGUCGUGCACCGCUUUGCCGUUUUGUGUAACUCGGUGACGGGGUAUCGAUUUCGCAAGCUCGUCAUUCCUGGAAACAAUGCUUUCUUCCAGCGCGGGCGGCAGCUGAGGCAUAUUGUUACCUUGCACCCACCCCUUCCCAUUUCGAAAUUUCCUGUGUCUCCGGCAAUUAAUCACUACCUCCGACCUUUCUAUACCCUCACUCCAAGCGCAGCUCUGCUUGAUACGAUGCAGCGAAGUUCAGAGGGUACGAACUAA
Guyanagaster necrorhizus is the source of this 1144-nucleotide messenger RNA. RefSeq lists its product as uncharacterized. The record is from RefSeq and is a predicted model, not a curated record. NCBI's taxonomy places the organism in Eukaryota, Fungi, Basidiomycota, Agaricomycetes, Agaricales, Physalacriaceae. The transcript has 4 exons. Bases 11 to 1144 code for a protein of 377 amino acids.